Molecule: messenger RNA, 909 nt
Organism: Moneuplotes crassus
Lineage: Eukaryota; Ciliophora; Spirotrichea; Euplotida; Euplotidae
Source: the annotation of a GenBank genome assembly
CAGAUAUUGAUUUAAAGGGACUUAAAUUAAGAAACUUUAAUGGAAGAACAGACACACCGAGUAGUUCCAAGCGAAACUCAAGAUGGAGCAUCACAAGAUACUAAACAAAUCCAAAAGGAGGCACAGCUUAUUCUAAAUAACACAUAUUGUAUUGCCUACCAUUCUUUAAUCUUAUGUGCCCUGUUGGUCUGCUGAAGCUUCUUUACCUCUGUGAAAUGCGGGCUUCAAACGCUAAAGUUACUAAAGAUGUCUCUAUAUGUCAAAAUAGGGACUAUUGGUCAUUAUUUGUUCAAGAACAGGUGAAUAAAGAGCAAAUCUUUCGAGAUUGAAACAAUCAAUAAACUUUCCUGGAUGUUUCAUCUUUGCUUAUCAAGCUGGCACUGUAUUAUCAUAAAGAGAUUUGUCUCCUCUUGGAACCGAUGACUCGAUACAAAUUCAUUCCCUUGGAUAUGACACCUCAUCCUUGUCAUUGAAGCAUGUAUUCUUUUGUUUUGAGGAGGUACCUGGAUUUUUGGUUUCUUUUUUCAUAUUAAAGAAAAUUUACAAGAUAAAAAGCUUGAAGAAAAUGAUACUUUGAGUGAUACAAAGUACCUAGCUGAAGAGUUGUCUAAUGUUAGGAAAUUCAUGGCAAGCCACUUCAAAGAUACCUGCAGUCUGUGCUUUGAAGCGAUAAAACAAGAGGAUAUGGUCUUGUCAUAUUCCUGAAAAAUUGAGCAUGUUGUGCACUAUUCAUGUGAUGCCACGCAAUCAGAACGCACCAAGAACUGAUUCUCAAUAAAAUAUGCUAAACCACAACCCCAGAAAGAGGUUGGAAAGGGAGUUCCACUUGAAGAAAUUUUAGCUAAGUAAAAACAUAAUUUGGAGUGAGAAAAGGAGAAUCUGAAAUUAUAAAGGAGAAAGCAACCUUGC